Diabrotica balteata is the source of this 948-nucleotide messenger RNA. The record is from the annotation of a GenBank genome assembly. NCBI's taxonomy places the organism in Eukaryota, Metazoa, Arthropoda, Insecta, Coleoptera, Chrysomelidae.
AUGGACAAUGAAAAAUAUUUUACUUUGUCCAACUCUAAGAGGAAGGGUAACGAUGGGUUUUAUACGAAGGAUUACGAAAAUGUACCUGAUGAAAUAAAAUUCAAAAGUAAGAAAAAAUUUGAGGACAAAAUUUUGGUAUGAAAAGAAUAUCCAGAUGAUACAAAGCUAAGAAAAUACUUUAAUCUAUUAACUAUACCUGAAGUUCUGGCCCAAGCUGAUGAACUACACGAUGAAGAAAAAUUUCUCGACGUUUAUGAGCUGUUAGACAGAAUACGUUUUAUAAACGACCCUGAAGUACUAUGGAGAAUAGCAAGAGCUUUGUACAACUUAAAUUUAGGUAAAGACUUAAAUAAACAAAUUAGAUUUAUUAUGAUGGAUGAAGCGUUAUUUGUUUUGGAGACAGCGCUUGGAAAUGGGGGAUCCCAAAACGCAGAAGUCCAUAAAUGGAUGGCUAUCGUUCUAGAUGCUCAUUACGGCUUGAUUAGUCUCGAAAAUAGGGUAAAAUAUGCGCCAAUGGUUAGAAAUCAUCUAGAAAAAGCCUGUGAAUUGAAUCCCGAUGACUUUACAUCCUAUUACAUGAUGGGAAACUGGUGUUACCAAAUGUGUCGCUUAACUAAAUUCCAACGGUUCAUAGCGAAAUAUUUUUUAGCUACUGAACCGCCUGUGUCUGAAUAUGAAGUAGCUUACAAAUAUUUGCAACGUGCAGAAGAACUACGACCGAGAACGGUGCUAGCAAAUUUGUAUUUAUUGGGUGAUACGUGUAAGCAGAUUGGUCAGUAUUUCAAAGCAAAGUAUUACUUGAACUUGGCAGUUAAUUUAAAAUCAAAUAACGAAAAUGAUAAACAUAUAGCUCUCCAAGCAAAAAAUUUAUUAAAAAAAUUACAAAGAUACGAAUUGGGAAGAAAUGUUCUAUUUUAUGAUCCAUUAAGUUUUAAUGAUCAAAUUUAA